UCAAAUUACAUUGAUAUUUUAACUAAGUGAUAAACAUAAUCGCAAAAAGCGUACGUUUCGGUCCUUUUUUUUUAGACCAUCUUCAGCGCAAUUACAAAGUAUAUGAAAUAUACUUUAUAUUAAAAAUGUAAUAGUAAUAGUAAUAUUAGUUGAUGUUAUUGUGCUCGAGCCAACGCUUUUUAUGUGAAAAAAUAAAAAGUAAACGCAUUCAUUCUUUAUUUCUGCUACGCCUCACAUGAUUCUAUUCCUCCAUAAUUCUUCAUAUGCUAUACACUUUGUGUUUUCUUUGUACUUCAUUUCCAAUUUUAUUUAUCAUAGCUUCAUGUUGUCUUUUGACGAUACGUUUUCUAGGACAAUGCAAUUGAUCGAUGAACGUGGUGAUUUCCGAGACAUCAAGCAAAAACUGGCAGACUUUUCUGGACUUCGUUGAUCCAAUAUUUAUUAUUAUUAACGUGAAUCUGAUUGGAAGCUACAUUAUCGACUUUUCUACAAUUACAGUUUUUGCUUUCGCGCCUCGUUCGAUAUAAUUGGCUCUCUCUCAUAAAUUAUUAACUUUAGUAUAAAUUGGUAUAUGCGAAGAAAAAAAAACAACAAUACAGAAAAAUUGGCGCGAUGAAGAAGAACGAAGCAUUUUUUAAUUAACAAAAAAUUUCGAAUCUUAUACUCUUUUAAUUCGUUUUAUGUUUUCAAAAUUUAUAAUUAACAUAUAAAAUUCCAUUUCUCAAUCGAGUCUUCCAAAAAUCCCUGUUUGAAAUUUUUCCAACAUAUUUAUGUGUUCGCGCAUUAUUACUAUAGAUUUACGUCAGUCACUGAUAGUAUUAUCAUGAUACUACUAAUACUAAUAACGCUUCUAAUGAUUAAGUAAUUUGAAGUAAAUUCAUUCGAAGCAAUUGAUUUUACAGGAUGCUUUUUGUUUCUUUUGCAUCUAGACUUUUCAAAUGUAAAUGAUUGCGCGUGUUAAUUGAUAAUUAUUAUAGACAGGUGCAAAUUCUACGUCCCUCAUUAAUGGAAAUUGAAACUCGCCAGAUCUAAUUAAUCCGACAAAGAAUCAGUCGAUUCCAUUUCACCUGAAUAUGGAAUUUCAAGCUCGUCCUUUCGAUGUGGAGACCGUAUUCGUACAGGCAAAGAAAAAACAGGCAAAGAAGCUGCGCGGUCCAGAUUCACCUUUUUACAUGGCUAUCUGGCCGAUGGUCUACGUCAUGCGAGUGUUCGGUCUCGCUCCUUACGAUUUCUCGCAAGAUCGUCUAGUGCCGUCAAACAUCUAUCUAAUCUUUUCGGUGACCGCAGCCACGCUCUACACGUAUAUAUUUUAUACGGUGGUCCGAAGAUCUUUCGCUGCCGAAAGAGAUGACAAUGCACUUCUCGGAGGAACAGAAAACGCGAAGGUGGUCAUCAACUAUAGCGUGACGAUAUACCAAUUGGGCUUGGCGGCAUUCACGAGACGCAGCUUCACCAAAACGUGGAACGCGCUGCAAGAUUACGACGAGGAUGUCAGACAACUCGGUUAUCCCCGCAAAGAGACGCAGACCGCGAUCGCCGCGUGGAUUGUCAGUGUUACUACCACGGUCAUCUGGAUUGCCGUUAACCGUAUCGGGAUGCAUGCCUUCUACGAGACAUGGAUUUACAAUACGGCAUACUUGAUUAUCUACGUCGGGAGCUCAAUAGCUGUCUAUAAAUUUGUGGCAAUGGCUUUCUUUCUAGGCCAACGGUUUCAUCAUCUCAACGCGAUGGCGAUAAAAAAUCUACCGUCUACAUCGGGAAAUAAGAGUAUUAUCACAAUUAGCAAAAGGACAAUUCUGAAUCUGCACAAUGAUCUGAUGAUCGCCGCAGAGAACUUGGAAUCGAUGUACUCGUGGUCACUACUUUUCUGGCUCGGCAGUCUUGGGCUACAUACUGUCAGCAAUAUAUUUUUUAUAAUAGUGUGGACACUCCAAAAGCCGUGGCAAGCAGUAACGUGGUCGCUGGUAUACUGCUUGACCGCCUGGUUGUUAGCGUUUCUCUUCCAGAUUCUGUUACUUCACAUUACCUGCCACUAUGCUUCCUUUCAAGCUAAUUGUAUAAGUGCGAUUCUUAUCGAGUGGCAAGUGAGAUUGAUGAAAAGAAAUGAUGAUUACGGGGAAUCAUUGUUGCAAUUCCUAAAUCGAAGACUCAACUUUUCCGCUGGCGGAUGCUUUUACGUAAACUUGCCGUUAUUACGUUCUACCGCCGCUCUGUUGACUACAUAUCUGGUUAUACUACUGCAAUUUCCAGGAUAAAAACUAACAAAAAAAGAGAAAAAUCGUACGCCGCCGUCCGCCCGCGCGCACGCGAUCGCCAUAUUUCGCAACUAUAAAUUUCAGAACUAUACUAUCCUUUUUAUUAUGUCAAUGCAGUCAAUGCAUACGAAAUGCUAACUUCGCGUUAAUGAUAUUUAAUUAAUAUCAGAUCAAACAAAUGUAUUUAAUUGAAAAAAAAUUAGCUAUACUCUUUAUGAUGACAAUAGCAUUAAUAAUAAUAUUUAUUUAAUUUCAU
Molecule: messenger RNA, 2511 nt
Organism: Formica exsecta
Lineage: Eukaryota; Metazoa; Arthropoda; Insecta; Hymenoptera; Formicidae
Exons: 6
Coding region: 1074-2255 (393 amino acids)
Biological process (GO): sensory perception of taste
Cellular component (GO): axon; neuronal cell body; membrane
Source: RefSeq, a predicted model, not a curated record